Messenger RNA from Colletotrichum abscissum, 1344 nucleotides. RefSeq lists its product as uncharacterized. The record is from RefSeq and is a predicted model, not a curated record. The transcript has 5 exons. Lineage: Eukaryota; Fungi; Ascomycota; Sordariomycetes; Glomerellales; Glomerellaceae. The coding region runs from base 1 to 1344 and encodes 447 amino acids.
AUGGCAGCUGCUUUUACGAAGAAAGAAACAAGUUUUGCAAACCAGAAUGUCGAAACAGCCGUGCCACAUCUGCCACUCGACGCAGUUGGGCGACGAGGCAACGAGAGCUCGAUAAACAAACGGCUGAUAGAGUACUUCACACCUCGUCUGACGCAUGAUACGGAUUGGCAAGUCCUGGCUUCUCAGUCGAUCAACAGCACACUGAAGUUGGAGACCACCGCUUGCGACCCUGUAACUGCGCGCCUGGCGGAUCAAAACGAUGUCUCAUUGUACUUUCACCUGUGCGCUGUACAACUUGCCAAAGAACUCGGAAUCAACAAGCCCUCCACUAUUGUUGAGCUUGUCAAAGCUUUGGCCCCCGACGACACUGUUGAGAUGAGAGAGCGAUUCUCACGCAAUCUUGAAAGAACCUGGCUAUACGUGUUCAUAGCUGACAAGAGCUUCGGUAUCGUCAUGGGCCGCUCCCCGAUUGUGGCUUGGAAAGAGCUCCCGCCUUGUCCAUGUCAGUGGUGGCGAAAGUCGAUGACAACAUCUCUUGAUCGUAUGAUUAGUGGUAUCAUUGAGAUUAGGGUUCAGUUGCUGGAGUCCUUAAAGCAGUUGGAGCGUAUGAAGAAGACCACUGCGUCUAUCUCGAAUUGGCAUGCAAAGAACUAUGAUGUUCUUGAUCGAACGUGCAAAAUCAGGUGCUACGAAAAUGACGGGUCGUCCACACCGACGUUGCCUAUCCUAGCUUUCUACAUGAAACACAGUCUCAUGAUCCUCAACGCGCAGGCUGCAAGGGAGUUAAAGAGACUCGGGGGGGCAAUAGCCUCGACUAUUGCCUCGGUCGAUAGCAAGGCGUUUGAAACCGCACAUCAACUUCUAGAUCUGGUUUUACAUGAUCAAACGGUCAUCGACAUUGGAUUGGGGUGGCACAACAACCAGUUUGUAAUGGUUGCCCACGCCAUGACUGAGAUUGCCCAAGCUUUGAGUCGAGGAAGUCUAUCUUCUGUAGAUCACGGAGCUGCGGCAUCCCAGAUCCGGGCCAUCUCUACAUGGCUUGAAGAGAAAGCGCAGUCGCUUCCAGCUACAUCUAUAGCUAGUCUCUACUCCGGUUUCUCUCAGAUACUGGUUUCCGAGCUAGAUGGAGAGACCAGCAACGACACGCAGAGAAGGCAAAAUUACACUUCUUACGAGACUCCAGACAGUUUCAUGACCGACUGGUCACGGGCUGUUGACAUCACCUCUCUGAACCCAAUGGAUUGGCUUGAUAUGAGUUUUCUAGGCAACGAAGACUCGUUUGUUGGCCUCGAGAAUGUGGACUUCAACGACCUCGACGAUGAUGGUGCUCUCCGGUUCCCAUGA